Molecule: messenger RNA, 1839 nt
Organism: Andrographis paniculata
Lineage: Eukaryota; Viridiplantae; Streptophyta; Magnoliopsida; Lamiales; Acanthaceae
Product: beta-amyrin 28-monooxygenase-like
Exons: 1
Coding region: 99-1589 (496 amino acids)
Biological process (GO): sterol metabolic process
Molecular function (GO): monooxygenase activity; oxidoreductase activity, acting on paired donors, with incorporation or reduction of molecular oxygen; heme binding
Source: RefSeq, a predicted model, not a curated record
CUGACCUGACCUGAGUUUCUUCUAUAUAUAGAAUAUGUAUGUAUAUAUAACCAGACCAUUUGAUUCGGUUUCUUAAUUAUUUUCAACCUGUGGCAGCCAUGGAAGGAGUUUUGUUGGCUGUUGCCGCUUCCCUAGCUGUCUUCGCCCUAACCAUUGCGUACUACAUCUCCUUCCGUCGCUCCUCCUGCAGGGCUAAUCUGCCUCCGGGAAGCUUCGGCUGGCCCAUCAUCGGCGAGUCCAUCGAAUUCUUGUUUGGGAAGCCCGAAAAGUUUGUGGGCGACAGGAUGAGGAAAUACUCGCCGGAAAUCUUCAAGACGAAAAUCUUCGGGGAGAAAACCGCCGUUCUCUGUGGCCCUAAAGGCAAUAAAUUCAUCUUCACCAAUGAGCAAAAGUACUUCACCUCAUUCCGCCCCCACUCCAUGCAGCACCUCUUCCGAUCCUACAAGACCAAGGCCGCGGCGCAGGCGCAGGCGGAGGCGGAGGCCCAGGCCCAGCGGCAAAGCUCCGACGAGAGCAAGAUGAUCCGUCAGCCCGGGUUCCUAAAGCCCGAGGCCCUCAUGCGGUACCUGCGAAAGAUGGACUCCAUCUCGCGGCAGCAGCUGGCAAUCCAUUGGUCGGGGAAAGAAAUCGUGCAAGUUUAUCCCAUGGCCAAGACCCUAACGCUGACCCUGGCCAGCCAUUUUUUCCUGGGAGUUAACAACCCGGAGAGAAUAGCCCGAUUGGUGAAGUACUUCGAUGAUAUCACGGUGGGCAUGCAUUCCAUCAUGCUCAACAUUCCUGGAACAGUAUUCUACCGGGCCAACAAGGCGGCUGCGUUCAUCAGAAAGGAGCUUGUGGAUGUGAUCCAGGAGAAGAAGCAGGCCAUGGCCGAUCAUGGAUCCCCGCCAAUGCGCGAUAUCUUAUCUCACCUCAUUGCAAUGGCUAUGACUACGACAACGACAGGCCCCGCUGCUGCUGCUGCUGAUUACGAAACAGCUGACAAGAUCAUGGGUUUGCUCACUGCUGGCUACAGCACCGUGGCGACCACCAUUACAUUCUUGAUGAAAUACGUGGGCUUGCACCCAGAAAUAUACGAAAAGGUGCGAGCAGAACAGAUGGAGGUGGCACUGGCGGCGUCGAAGAAAGGUGAAGGUGAAGUGCUGCUGGAAUGGGAGGACAUGAACAGAAUGAAGUACUCGUGGAAUGUGGUCUGCGAAACGAUGAGAAUGGUCCCUCCUCUCCAGGGAAUGAUGAGAGAAGUUUCGACGGAGUUCAGCUUCGGGGGGCACACGGUUCCCAAAGGGUGGAAGGUCUACUGGACUGUGAGCACCACCAACAAGAACCCCGACUACUUCAAGGACCCCGAAAGGUUCAACCCAUCCAGGUACGAUGAGGAUGGUGAGGCGCCGCCGCCGUACACCAACGUCCCCUUCGGAGGGGGCCCCAGGAUGUGCCCCGGAAAAGAGUAUGCCCGCCUCGCCAUUCUCGCGUUUCUCCACAAUGCUGUCAGGAGAUAUAAAUGGCAAGUCCUCGAUCCCCACGAGAAGGUUGAUGGCGACAUGAUGCCCGCGCCUCAAAACGGAUUGCCCAUCCGCUUAAUUAAUUACUAAUUAAUUAUGUGAUGCAUCAUCAUCAUCAUAUCCAUCCGUCAACAUAGAAUAUAUAAUAAAUUCAGUUUCUGUAGUUUGUUCAUGUGGCCAGAUUACAUAGUUGAUUAAUUAAUGCCCAGCCCAGCCCGACAAUAUUGGAGGGGUGUACUAGUUUCGUGGCUGAAUAAAAAUUGCUGCUUUUAUUGUUCGAUCGUGCUGUAGUUGUACGUACAAUCAUGCACACACACACAUGUUAUUAACUCUUGUGCAG